CGGAAGCGGGUGGCAACAUGGAGGAGGCUGCUGAGGAGAGAAGCAACCUGGCUGGGGUGCAGCACAUUCUGCUGGUGCUCUCUGGGAAGGGUGGCGUGGGGAAGAGCACCAUCUCCACCCAGCUGGCUCUGGCCCUGAGGCACUCUGGGAAGAAGGUGGGGAUCCUGGAUGUGGACCUGUGUGGCCCCAGCAUACCCCGCAUGUUCCAGGUGCAGGACAGCGACGUGCACCAGUGCAACAGUGGCUGGGUCCCCGUCUUUGUGGGACAGGACAAGAACAUCUCCCUCAUGUCCAUAGCCUUCCUGCUGGAGAAGCCAGAUGAUGCCGUGGUGUGGAGGGGACCCAAGAAAAAUGCUUUGAUCAAACAGUUUGUUGCUGAUGUGGCUUGGGGUGACCUGGACUUCCUCAUUGUGGACACACCACCAGGCACAUCAGAUGAGCACAUCUCCACAGUGGAGGCCUUGAGGCCUUAUAAGCCCCUUGGAGCAAUCCUGGUCACAACACCUCAGGCCGUGUCUGUGGGAGAUGUGAGGCGAGAGUUGACAUUCUGCAAGAAGACAGGCUUGAAGGUUCUGGGCAUUGUGGAGAACAUGAGUGGCUUUGUCUGCCCCCACUGCUCGGAGUGCACAAACAUCUUCUCCAAAGGGGGAGGUGAGGAGCUGGCCAAACACGCUGGGGUCCCUUUCUUAGGCUGUGUUCCCCUGGACCCCCAACUCAGCCAGAGCUUGGAAGAAGGCAAAGAUUUCAUUCAAGAGUUUCCUAAGAGCGCUGCCUUCCCAGCCUUGGCUCACAUUGCCCAACAGGUCUUGGAUGAGACAUGGCAGCAGAGCUCCUGAGGAGGGGAUGGAACUGGACUUUUGCUGGCAGAGCCCCUGGCCUGGCAUCUUCUGGUUGGGAAAGGGGAUGCAGAAGCUCUUAAAAACUGUCUCCUGGGGUCAAUAACAGAGGGAGGGCAGAGCACAGUGUUAGUGUCACUCAUGGUGAUCCAAAAAGGGAAGAACUGCUCCACCCCUUGUGGGUUCUCCAGACUCUCCUGCCCAAUGCUGGGGGGCUGUGGCUCUGCCCUGAGGCUGAGGGAUUUCUCCAUGGACAGCCCUUGUGCUUGGGGACCUUCUUUCCACAGCAUCUUGCAUGCUGUGGUUGCUUCAUCUGGUGUGGCUUCAGCAGCAAACACCAUCAGCUGCUCUCCCCUCCCUGAGCCUCAAGCACCUCCAUCAUCUGUACUGUGGCUCCAUGUGCUGUUGCCUUCUCAGUUUUUGGAUAUUUGCUGUCUUUCUGAUAUUUUGGAUGGAAUUUUGGUACUCGGGAGGUGGUGCUGGAUGCUCUGAUGGGGACCCAAGCCAGGUCACCUUGCUCUGACAUCAGGGAUCACUGGUGGCUGACAAGGGCACGGCAUGUUCUCUGCAUGAGAUGUCUUUAUAAGAUCCACCACCUACCUGGGGGCUGCAUCCUGCCAGGCUGGAAGCAUGAGGCCUUUUUGGUUGGCUGGGGUUUCUCAUAACUCAGGAAUAUUUUUUUAAAGGUCCUAAGCAGUAAACACUUCUUAAAAUCCAA
Messenger RNA from Calypte anna (Anna's hummingbird), 1554 nucleotides. It is a transcript of the gene NUBP2, whose product is annotated as nucleotide binding protein 2. NCBI's taxonomy places the organism in Eukaryota, Metazoa, Chordata, Aves, Apodiformes, Trochilidae. Gene Ontology annotation, biological process: iron-sulfur cluster assembly. The record is from RefSeq and is a predicted model, not a curated record. Gene Ontology annotation, molecular function: ATP-dependent FeS chaperone activity; ATP binding; 4 iron, 4 sulfur cluster binding. The transcript has 7 exons. Bases 18 to 836 code for a protein of 272 amino acids. Gene Ontology annotation, cellular component: cytosol.